AUGGCACUCCAUUCUUUAACGUUGGGGGAGUUCAACGUUGCCUAUUUGCAAUUACGUGCCGAUCAUCUGGAGCUUGAAGACAUCGACUUUGAGCUGAACUCCCGGGGUGUUGACAUCCCUCCUGAAUCGGAUCAAUCUGGCUCCAAGAGACGUCGUCGUUUGCGGGGGUUGUUGUCUAGCGAGCAGAACAGCUCCGAGCCUGCUGUCCGCUCAUACAAGGGAGAUGUUGAAACUGAAUAUUCCAUUUGUCGUGGCAAGUUUGAGACUAUGAAGGAGGACUUAGGGUAUAGGUGUCCAAAUAAGGAGAUUUACCGAAGCAGGUUGCUUCAUUUGGGUACCCGGCUCCAAAUUGUGAAAAACUACGUCAUGGGGGAGGCCAAUAAGGCUUUUGUCGAUUUGUUGGGCGACGUGGUAGCCCUUUAUAACUAUCAUUUCGGUAAUAGCGUGGCGCCUCCUCCCACGCCGACAGAGGAAGACAAGGAGGAUGGUGAGGAAGAUUUGCAAAACCAAUUUGCCACGGGGAAGGAUGCUAUAUCGAAUGGAAAUACGCAGAAUCCAGUCGAUAAAGCACCCAACAACCAGUUAGGGGACGACAUUCGGGAUGUCUUGCUUGAAAUUAGGGCGGAGAUUCAGAAGACGCAGGCACAAAUAAAGUUAAGUGAGACUCGCAGUUCUUCCAGGGUGGAUGCCCUCGAAACAGCGGUGAGAAAGCUCAGUAGCGGACUCGCGUCUAUCCGUGCAAUUACGUCUGAACUUCAGAAGACGAAUCGUGAAGUGCAGGCACUUCGCGAAACGGUUUCAGAACUUCAAGGCAUUGUGGGCAAAAUCCCUAACGGAAACUUUCAAAGUUUACCGGUAGAAAUAGACGACAUUCGGAUGCGAACGAGUCCGGAUCUGCCGGAUUUGCCCGAGUUUGAACCGGCGACGUUAGAAGGGCUGGGGAUUACAGAUCACUCGUCGAUACCUACGAAGGACUUUGUAGUACCGAAACAGCCGAGCCAGAGACCUUUUGGUUCCGCUGUGGUGAACAAUUCUAGGAUUUUCGAAAAGUCUGAGCCAGCCUUCCCACAGCAGAACGCCUUUUCGCGUCCGUCUUUUCAAAACCUGGUUCCACCGCGUCAGCCAGAAAGCGCUGGAUCGGUUGAAAUCACCGGUUAUUACCGUCGGCCCCAACGGGUGGCCGAUUGGAAAAUCCAGAAAUACGCUGGAAAUGAUGAAGGCACCGGACUCAACGAAUUCCUAGAAUCUGUUCACCACUAUGCGGAGUCCGAGCAGAUCUCCGAAGCUGAACUUUUCAACUCGGCCAUGCACCUGUUCACCGGCAACGCGCUAGCUUGGUAUCAAGCUAUGCGAUCCCAAAAGCGUUUUUUUAAUUGGAAUCAUCUGGUGUGCGAGCUAAAGGCGAACUUUGUUCACCCGGAACUCGACGCCGCGCUAAAGAUGAAAGCAGCCCAUCGACGUCAGCAGCGGAAUGAAUCAUUUCAAGAUUUCUAUCUCGAAAUGGAAAAAAUCUUCCGCGCAAUGACCACACCGCUUAGUCCUGGCGAAAAGCUGGACAUUAUCAAGCGAAACAUGAAGGCCGAUUACAAACAGGUGUUGAUCUUCAAACCGGUGAAUACUGUGGCCGAAUUGAUGCUGAUAGGGAAGACACUCGACGCUUCUCGCACUCCCAUCUACCAAAAGGUAUUUGGAAAUUCGAAAGAAGUCGCCGCGAUAGUGGAAACCCCUGGCUAUAAUGGUUCCAAACCGAGCCAGCGGCAACAACCGGAGAGUGUCGGUCUGAAGGGGAACAAACCCCGGGUUUUCUAUAACAAGAACAACCCACCGGCCUCACCACCUUCCCACAAAACACCUCCAAAUCGUUUUCAGGAAACGGGAGGGCAAUGCCAAAAGAAUCUCCCUGAGAAGACCGGAGCAAUUCCGAAAACCACACGGUCACAGGAUGGCGCAAUGUGUUUGAGCUCGCUGGUGGACAAACAUCGUCCACCCCAGCCGGCGGUUUGUUACAAUUGUGGGGUCAAAGGGCACGAUCACGAGGACUGCCCCAAACCCAAGCGCGUCUUCUGUAUCGUCCAACUGAAGUCGCAGUUGGAAAGUCUUGAGCGCCCCAUUGAUCACCUAGUCAUACCUCCAAAGAUUUUCAACAGCUUUCGACCCGCCAAGCCAGAAGACUACAACGACCGCAUUUCCGUUCAAACCAUCAUCUUCAACAAUCCUUCCGACAACCGGCCAUUUGUUAUGGUCGAGGUUUGUGGCAGCGAGUUCGCAGCCUUGCUCGAUAGUGGCAGUAAUGCUACAAUCAUGAGCGAGCGGCAGUUCCGAAGAGUAUCUCCCGGACCGUUGAAGAGCCUGGACCAUCCGUGCGAGUUGCGCUCGGCAAAUGGUCAGGUCAUUUCCGUACGAGGGCAGUGUUAUCUCCCUUUCACUUUCAAGGGCUUAACAAAGGUCGUUUGUACUCUGGUGGUCGAUAAGCUGAGUGUAGACUGCCUGUUGGGUAUGGAUUUCUGGAAGUCUUUUGGAAUAACUCCAGAGUUAAAAGACUGUGCUCUGGUGGGUCCGGGUCGUGUUCAGAGUGCUGAGGAGGAGAGUGAUACGUUGCAGUCGACACUGUCGGCGUCCCAGGCCGCACGGAUUGACCAGGUGAAAACCUGGUUUCAGGGUGUGGAGCCUGGUAGAUUGAGCACUACGACCCUCACCGAGCACAGGAUUGUAAUCAAGGAGGAGUUCCAAAGCAAAGACCCCGUGAUUCGUUAUCCAUACAAGAUGAGUCCCAGUAAGUUGCAGAAAGUCUGGGCGGAGGUUGACAGGUGGCGCGCGAUGGGAAUCAUCGAAGAGUCGGAUUCGGACUGGUCUCUGAACUUAGUUGCCGUCACAAAACCAGAUGACUCAAUUCGACUUUGCUUAGACGCUCGGCCUCUUAAUGAGAGAACUGUACGUGAUGCGUAUCCACUAUCACACCCAGGUCGUAUCCUAGGCAGCCUACCGAAGGCUAGGUAUCUGUCGACCAUAGACCUAAAGGAAGCUUUCCUUCAGGUUCCUUUAGCUCAGGACAGUCGAAAAUACACCGCGUUUAGCGUGCCCGGUCGGGGCAUGUUUCACUUCACUCGCCUGCCAUUCGGUCUCGUGAAUAGCCCGGCAACUCUCGCUCGGCUAAUGGACCAAGUCCUAGGGCGCGGCAAGCUCGAGCCCUACGUUUUCGUUUAUCUCGACGACAUUAUUAUCGUCAGCGAGUCGUUCGAACAUCACGUACAGUUACUCAAAGAGGUGGCCGAUUGUCUAAGGAAAGCGAAUUUGACGAUAAAUCUGGAAAAGUCCCGGUUUGGUGUUCCCCAGCUAAAAUUUCUUGGAUACUUCCUUUCUCGCGAGGGUUUGAAGGUCAACCCCGAGAAAAUCCAGCCCAUUCUCGACUACGAGAGACCGAUUACCAUCACUAAGUUGCGUCGGUUCUUGGGUAUGUGCGGUUACUACCGCCGAUUCAUAGAUCGCUUUAGUGAGGUGACGGCACCCCUUAGCGAUCUGCUCAAAACGAAGUCCAAGAAUAUUAGCUGGAACCCAGAAGCAGAAAAAGCCUUCCUUGAAAUCAAGGAACGGUUGGUUACUCCUCCAGUUUUAGUUCCACCGGAUUUCUCCAAAGAGUUCAUUCUCCAGACAGACGCGAGCGAUACCGCCGUGGCCGCGGUGCUCGCCCAAAAACACCUGGAUGGGGAAAAGGUAGUAGCGUACUUCUCACAUAAGCUGACUACCCCCCAGCGCAAUUACCACGCCACCGAGAAGGAAGGGCUUGCGGUAGUUUUGGCGCUGGAAAACUUCCGAGGAUACUUAGAAGGUUACCAUUUUCGACUUAUCACAGACAAUUCAGCGAUUACUUGGAUCAUGCAAACCAAGUGGAAAACUGGUUCUCGUCUGAGUCGUUGGAGUUUAGAACUCCAACUGUACAAUAUGACCAUCGAGCACCGGAAAGGGAAAGAUAACAUCGUCCCCGAUGCUCUGUCUCGCGCCGUAGCAGAAGUCUCCGCAGUCACCAAGUCAGAUUGGUACUGUGACCUCCGAUCCAAAGUAAUCGAAAAUCCUGAUGCGUACUGUGAUUUCAAAGUCGAAAAUGAGCAACUUUUUAAGUACGUCAAAGCCGAGGAAAUCCCCAGCGACACACGGUUUAGUUGGAAACUUGUCCCAGCCCCGGAGUGCCGCCUCGAGAUAAUCGAGAAAACACACGAAAACCUUCUUCAUGUAGGGCUUGACAAAACACUACAUGAAAUCAAGCUUCGAUAUUUCUGGCCAAAAAUGGCCACUCAGACAAGGGCCUUUCUUCAAAAGUGUGGAACGUGCAAGGAAAUCAAAGCACCUUACGUUCCCGUUCAACCUGAACUUGGUCAGGCACGAACAUCAAAUUCACCCUGGAGGAUGAUUUCGGUGGAUUAUAUUGGCCCACUCCCAAGAAGCAAACACGGGUACCAACAUCUACUUGUGGUGCUGGACGUGUACAGCAAGUACGUCAUGCUGGUCCCGGUACGUAAAAUUGCUAGCAGCUCCCUUUGCACCAUUCUUCGGGAGCAGUGGUUUAACCGCCACGGAAGUCCAGAGAUUCUCCUCAGUGACAACGCCGCCACGUUCACCUCGAAGGAAUUCGGCCAGUUCCUGAAAGAACAAAAAGUUAAACAUUGGCUAAAUGCGAAAUACCAUUCGCAGGCUAACCCGGUGGAGCGAGUGAAUCGCUCAAUCAACGCUGCAAUUCGGGCCUACGCUCGCAGCGAUCAACGGAAUUGGGACCGGCACAUUUCAGAUGUGGAGCGGGUUCUCAAUACUACUACCCAUUCGUCCAUCGGGUUCACUCCGUAUUUUGUUGUUCACGGGUGUGAAAUGGCGGGUGGCGAUGACUUCGACGGGAACUCUGGCGAUAUGGAGGAUGACCUGCAAGCGAGACACGAAAGAAUAACAAAAAAUAGGGGAAUUGUGGACAAAAAUCUCAAAAAGGCCAGCGAAAGCGUUCGUCAUCAAUACAAUUUACGACACCGUAAGUUCGCCAAACCUUUCGAGGUCGGACAACUGGUGUAUCGUCGCAAUACAAAACAAUCGGACGCUAUCGCUGGCUACAACGCCAAAUUGGGUUCACAAUACUUACCCGCUAAAGUACUUUGUCGUCGAGGUACUUCCUCCUACGAGCUGGUUGACCUCGAUGGGAAAAAUAUUGGGUUUUGGCCGGCAAAUCUCAUCAAACCAGCGUGA
Molecule: messenger RNA, 5223 nt
Organism: Aedes albopictus (Asian tiger mosquito)
Lineage: Eukaryota; Metazoa; Arthropoda; Insecta; Diptera; Culicidae
Exons: 2
Coding region: 1-5223 (1740 amino acids)
Biological process (GO): proteolysis; DNA integration
Molecular function (GO): nucleic acid binding; aspartic-type endopeptidase activity; zinc ion binding
Source: RefSeq, a predicted model, not a curated record